GUGCUAGGAGGCGGGCGUGCCAGUCCGUGGACAGCUACGGCGCCAUGAAUAUUUUGCCCAAGAAAAGCUGGCAUGUCCGCAACAAGGACAAUGUCGCCCGCGUGCGGCGUGAUGAGGCCCAGGCCCGGGAGGAGGAGAAAGAGCGUGAGCGGAGGGUGCUGCUCGCUGAGCAAGAGGCCCGCACAGAAUUCCUACGGAAGAAAGCCAGACAUCAGAAUUCGCUGCCUGAGCUCGAAGCAGGAGCCCCAAGUUCUGGCCCUGUGGACCUGUUUCGGGAGCUGCUGGAGGAAGGGAAAGGGGUGACCAGAGGCAAUAAAGAGUACGAGGAAGAAAAGCGACAAGAGAAAGAAAGGCAGGAGAAAGCUCUGGGCAUCCUGACAUACCUGGGCCAGAGUGCAGCGGAGGCCCAGACUCAGCCCCCUUGGUACCAGCUCCCCCCAGGAAGAGGAGGCCCCUCACCUGGCCCAGGCCCAGAUGAGAAGAUCAAGAGCCGCCUGGACCCUCUGCGGGAGAUGCAGAAGCAUCUGGGGAAGAAGAGAAGGCCCAGUGGUGAUGAAGGCAUUCACAGCAGAAAGGAAAAGAAGGAGGGGUCUGAGAAGCAGCGGCCCAGGCAAACCCCAUCCCUGGACCAGCUUCGAGCUGAACGUCUCCAGAGGGAAGCAGCUGAGCGGGCUCGGGCCGAAGCCUUGCUGGCCCGGGUCCAAGGCCGGGCACCACGAGAGGGUCAGCCGGAGAUGGAAGAGACAGAUGACCGCCGGCGGCGGUACAACUCCCAGUUCAACCCCCAGCUGGCCCGGCGCCCCCGACGACAAGACCCCCACCUUGCUCACUGACUCCUGAGGGGGUACAGGAGAGGCCGCUGCUGCCAGCCGUCAUAUAAAACUAUUUAUUCAUAAAUAUUUUCCAAAAUGAAAA
Propithecus coquereli (Coquerel's sifaka) is the source of this 915-nucleotide messenger RNA. It is a transcript of the gene LENG1, whose product is annotated as leukocyte receptor cluster (LRC) member 1. The record is from RefSeq and is a predicted model, not a curated record. NCBI's taxonomy places the organism in Eukaryota, Metazoa, Chordata, Mammalia, Primates, Indriidae. Bases 45 to 833 code for a protein of 262 amino acids. The transcript has 4 exons.